AUGCUCAAGAUGUUGUCUGUAUUAAGGCGAAACCUUCAAAAUCUUCGAAAAAGCCACCGUGUGGCGGACGAGAGCACGUUGCCUUCGACGCCCGUCGUCGACGGAGACGGGAGUAACGGUGUGAUGAUGAAGUUUCCGUUAUCGAUCAUGUCAUGCUUCGCCGUUCCACGUGUGAGCAGGACAGAUGGUGUGUGGGUGUCCGGGGAUUACGGAAGAGUCUCGGAGGUUAACCAUCUCAUGGUUUGUGAUGGCAUGAGAUAUGCUCUCUUGAUGUAA
Messenger RNA from Microthlaspi erraticum, 276 nucleotides. The record is from the annotation of a GenBank genome assembly. NCBI's taxonomy places the organism in Eukaryota, Viridiplantae, Streptophyta, Magnoliopsida, Brassicales, Brassicaceae.